This is a messenger RNA of Thelazia callipaeda (thelaziosis nematode), 309 nucleotides long. Lineage: Eukaryota; Metazoa; Nematoda; Chromadorea; Rhabditida; Thelaziidae. The record is from the annotation of a GenBank genome assembly.
AUGGAUUUUACUGCACCGGCAACACCGCUAGCUGGAAGUAGCGGUGACAACAAGAAUGAUGCCGUCGGACCAGCGAUGAUGACAGGGAUGAUGGUAUCAGAAGUAAUGGAUCAUAACAAUGAUGCUUAUUCGACCCGUUGUCGCAUGAGCAGAGAGAGAGAAGGACGAAGACGAAAGAAAAGAAGAAUAUCACGCAUGGCAAAAAAGCGGAAGGGAAACUCGUUACAAAAUGAGUUUGAAACCAAAAGGAAGAAUGCUGUGUGGUCGUACAGUCAGAAUACAAAAGUCCGAGAAGAAACUGGAGGAUAA